AUGCUGGACUUUGUGUUUGCUGUUGAUGAUUCUGUAACCUGGCAUAUGAUGAACUUACUAAAGAACAGGAGUCAUUAUUCCUUCCUAAAAGUUUUUGGGCCAAAACAGAUAAGUAGUGUACAGAGCUAUGGAGCAGGGAUUUACUACAAUACUUUAGUGCCAUGUAAUGGUAGGGUGAUAAAAUAUGGUGUAAUUAGCACUGAUACCCUGAUUGAUGAUUUACUUCACUGGAAAACCCUCUAUGUUGCUGGACGCCUACAAAAACCGGUGAAAAUACUGACACAGAAUGAGAAUAGCAAGCUGCAAGCUGCGCUUGUCAGCAAUCUGAAGAGUGCAGUUACAGCAGCCUUUCUCAUGUUGCCGGAAAGUUUCUCUGAAGAAGACCUCUACAUGCAGAUUGCAGGACUCUCCUAUUCUGGUGACUUCAGAAUGGUAAUAGGAGAAGACAGAUCCAAAGUGCAGAACAUAGUGAAACCUAAUGUUCCUCAUUUUCAGAAGCUGUACAGUAACAUAUUACAGGACUGCCCUCAAGUGGUAUAUAAGCACCAUCUGGGAAGGCUGGAGAUUGAUAAAAGUCCAGAAGGUCAAUUUACACAACUAAUGGCUUUGCCAAGGACUCUGCAACAAAAGAUAACUUCUCUGGUAGACCCUCCUGGAAAAAACAGAGAUGUGGAAGAAAUUUUACUGCAAGUUGCCCAUGACCCAGACUGUGGAUUUGUGGUACAUCAAGGCAUUUCAGGAAUUGUGAGAUCUUCCAGUAUAGUGCAGAGUGCUAAAACCAUACUAACAGCUGGUCUUCAGCAGUAUAUGCAUUAGUCCUUUUCAAUGGAAAUGAAGUAUAUACCACAGCCAGGCAUAUCUACAAGGAAGCUUUGGGGGACUUCUAUUACAGCCAGAUUACUAUCUUGCAACACUAACACUUCCAAAAAACCCAACAUGGAUUGUUAAGUAAAACCAGAUACAACUUGUGUUGACACUGAAAUUUUGUGGUCUUGAUUCCAUGUGUAUUAGGUCUUUGUUCUGUAUCAUAUAGUGGAAAAAUCUAAAGGGGAGGUGGAACCACCAAGUCAUAGAUUCAUAGCUAAAGUAGAAAGACAUUUUCAUGUGGUCCAAGUGCUUCAGAUUCUGAGACUGAGCCAUAAUUACAACCAUUAACUUUUACUACAGAUGUGACUCAUCACCCUGAGGGCUGCUUUAAGAAACCAGCUGUAUGUAUAAACCUGUAUUUUGCUUUGUAGCAUAAUGUGCUAGGGCAGAAAUGUAAGCAUCUUAUUACAUAAGGCUGUAGUGGGUGGAGUUCAGUAGAGUGCUCCCUGCAGGGGGAAAAUAUGAAGGGGAAAAAUCUCUUUACGUUGAGCUGCUGCAAGAGGCAGAGUAGGUUGGCAGGGUGAUAGAACAAGCUGACUUGCAGGCUGCAGUGCCAGCACCGUUAAUUACAGUCCUGCAGGGCUGUAUCAGCUGUGUUACUGCUGAUUUGCCACACGCUGUGCUUGCUUCAUUGGAAUGGCAGAACAACAUCAAUUCUGGCACAGCAAUUUCAGUAUUCGAGGGGCUGUGUCCUGCAAGUAUAGUACCUGGGAGACUGGAGGGUAAUUUUCAAAGCUGUACAGUUAUAUAGUUUUAACUUUGGAGCUUGGAACCACUUCUUUCACUUAUGUGCUAUGCCUGAGCUCACUCUACCCUUAUUCUGCAACUGGAAUUCUUACACUGUGUGCAAUUUUAAUGCAGAUAUGUGAGGCACUACAGAUUUUACACAAUUAUUUACUUGUUAUUUGAGAUACUGCAAAGAAAAGCCCAUCGUGACUUCAUUAGUGUGCUUGCUUUUUAGCAAAAAACUAUUAGAUACAGAAAAGUUUGAGCUUGCAUAUGGGAUGAACGUGGUUCUGUAAGUUGAAAAUAUAUGUGUGGAUGAUUACUUACAAAAGGUAAAGUUAAGCUUAUUUAAAUAGCAAUUAGAGACACGAGAAGUGCAAAACUGAUUAUAUAUAGCAUAUUUGUUACAGGCUUUUUACUCUCCAUCACAUUCCUUCAGAUAUUAGAGUAUGCACUUUUCCAUAUUACUGCAUACUCACUUGAAUUCUUGUGACUCCGGACUGCUAAUACUGAAUGAAUCUUGAACUUUAAGUAUUUUAUCUUAAUUUUAUUACUUUUUAAGGUCUUUUCAAAAUCAAAUAUUAUCAUACCCUUCUCCCCCCCUCCCUCCCCCACCCCUCAAAAAAAAGUCCAGUGCAGUAGAUGGCUAAACCUGGGUCAGAGUUGCUCAGUUGUUCCAGAAGAUCUUUCCUUGUCUUCUGGAGUUUCAUACUUUUUGACUUUUGGCUAAAUUGCUUCUGUGUACUUUGCCAGUCCUGUCAGGUAAACUGUGUUCUAUUAAAUAAAUAUAAGAAAGAUUGUAGUAAGUAUAAUGUACCAUACUUUUUAAUCUCUGCAUGUAAGUGUCAAAGAUUUUCUGCAGCAUUAAAAACUUGCCUUUUCAGUUUUGAAUUUGUAAGGGUGUGAUUAGACUCUGGUGUAAUCUGAAAAGUCACUCUGUAUUUUAUGUUGGUUUUUUGUGGGGGGUGGGGGGUGGGGUUAAUCAAAAAAAGCUGGAAGGGGGAAAAGUAAGUAGCUCCACUGGCAAGGAUUUCAGAACUCUGCUGAAAUGCCAAGACUAAUAAUAUUUUGGUUUUAAGUUUUCAAAUACUAGAUGACUAAACCCAGAAAAAGACUAUCUUUUUUUACUCUAGGUCUGUAAGAGAAAGCUCAUCUUUGGUGGAACUUCAGAAAGUGUUUAAUGGUACGCUUUACAAAUCGUGUGUGAGUCAUCCUCAGUCCCUUUGUAUCUAAAAUUUUUAAAAGCUUGGAGGCAAUGACUGCUGCAAAGUCCCUCUGUAUCUUUCUGAAAAUUGAGAACUGCUUUCCUCCUUUGUAGGCCUAGUGAUGGUAUGGUAUUUACCAAAGUUCACUAUUUGUGGGCUACUGCAGGAUGAUGCUAUGACAGUUAUUCUGGCUGCAUGUGAGGUUUAUUAUAAACGAGUGACAGGUAGGUUAUUCUGAAGCAAAACUGGUCCAGACAACAUCCUUGUGACAGGAUAUUCCCAUUGGUUUCCAUGGUAUGCUGCUGAUAUUGGCACUGUUGUCAAAUUAUAGCUGUUUGUCAUAAUCUCAUUAUUUUUGCUUCCUUCAGGUUCACCCGGGUAUAUGCCUUAUUAAUCUGGUUUUCCAUACCCAUCAUCAUUUCAGUAUUAUUUUUUUUACCUAAGGACACAGAUGUAAUUUCAUUAUGCAAGUUGAGCAAUUUUAUUUUCUUGGAGAUGUGCAUUUCUCUUUUGAAAUAGUAGCUGCCAUUAGUUCAGAUGAGGCAAUAACAAAAUUUUCAAGGAGGUUAUAAUGUACUUUCCAACUUAUUGAAACCAAAACAGAUUUCCACCUCAACAGUCAGCAGCACGUUUCCUAUGAAAAAAACAAUGUUCUGUUUCCAUUUUUAGUUCACAAGCCUUUGCAUAGCAAUGUUCUGGGUUUGUUUGUCCUGGAAGGCUGCUGGUGGUGUUCAGUGUUUGAUUACAUUUAAUCAAGCAAGAUGGGCAUCAGUGUGAUGCUUCUCAAUUCUAACUCUGUAGAACUGGCCUACAAGGCAACCAAGUGCCUGGUGUCUAGCAUCAAGCAAAGCUAACUGAAAGCUGAUUAGCAGAUGAAAUUGGUAAAGUAGGAUUUGGAAGUAUAAAGCUUUUUGCCUACCAGUCAUGCAGAGUUUGCUUGUCUUGCUUGAGCAGACUGUUCUUUUGUCCUGGUUCAUGCCUCUCUUUCUCUCUCUCCCUCUCUCCUUUCCUUUUAUCCCUUCAGUAAAAUUUUGGCUGCACACCUGUGGGCAUAGCUGUAGUUCUUGCUGAGUCUCAAGAGCCAAAAUUCUUUGAUAAUUAGAUUCUUCUCACAGAUGUGGCCAGCACACUUAACAGCCAGGAUUUCUCUAAAUAGUCCUGCUUGGGCAUCCUGCUGCAGAAUGUGGUCUCUUGGGUUGCUGGUGUCCAUUACCAGGCCAGAGUACAAUCCUACUCUGCUGGACAUGCCUACUAGCAGUAGAUCAGAAAGGGCUUGGAAAGCGUAAUGUAUUGGUUUGGUGAGGGUCUGCGGUAGACACAGUUGGGUUAAAAGCCUUCAUUUAGGAACAAUGAUGUAAAUCAAAAGUUCCCCUCUGUACUAGUUCAGAGUUUUAUCAUGAAGCUCUACAUUUGCUAUACCUUGGUCAUUGUCUAUACAGUGUACUUGUAUGCAGCAUCAUCAGGCCUUCAGAAUGGACCUGUUCUAUUUCUCAUGCUCUGAUACUAUUAAAAGUAAUUUUUUGUGUCAUUAUUUGCUGUGUUAUGAAUGUGAGAAGACGACUAUUUGUAUGUCUGCCUGAUGGAUUAGGUUGUCAUUCUUCCAGGGUAAUAUUUUACUUAAUGUAAGAACCUACUAUUUGAAUUAGCCUUCCUAAAUGUUCAUAUUUUCUGAGUUUUAUAUCUUUCUU
This is a messenger RNA of Athene cunicularia (burrowing owl), 4486 nucleotides long. RefSeq names its product TAM41 mitochondrial translocator assembly and maintenance homolog (gene TAMM41). The record is from RefSeq and is a predicted model, not a curated record. NCBI's taxonomy places the organism in Eukaryota, Metazoa, Chordata, Aves, Strigiformes, Strigidae. Gene Ontology annotation, biological process: cardiolipin biosynthetic process; CDP-diacylglycerol biosynthetic process. Bases 1 to 816 code for a protein of 271 amino acids. Gene Ontology annotation, cellular component: mitochondrion. Gene Ontology annotation, molecular function: phosphatidate cytidylyltransferase activity. The transcript is spliced from 7 exons.